Ascoidea rubescens DSM 1968 is the source of this 1248-nucleotide messenger RNA. RefSeq lists its product as uncharacterized. The coding region runs from base 1 to 1248 and encodes 415 amino acids. The transcript has a single exon. NCBI's taxonomy places the organism in Eukaryota, Fungi, Ascomycota, Saccharomycetes, Ascoideales, Ascoideaceae. The record is from RefSeq and is a predicted model, not a curated record.
AUGAAAAUUAGAGAAGAUCCUGACGAUACCAUAAUUGAAUACGUCUAUCACUGGCUCUCUAUUAAUGCUUUUUUAAAUUUUAACAUUCCAAAACUUCAAAAAGAUAUUACCAUUCAAGAAAUUGAAAUCCUUAACGUCGACAAACAGCUCCCGAGUCCGACUAUUUUAAAGCUGCACUUUGAAACAAAACCCAUUAGCACAAACAGAUGCAAUUUGUUUUAUGAUAGCUACCACAUGGUAGUACCUGCGGAGCAAUGCCAGUUCUCAAAUGAAGAAUUAAUUGAAAUUACAACAAGAUUAUCCUCAUAUAUAUUUGAUAAUUCGCACAUCAUUUCAAAUGUUUUUGAUUAUGCAACUGGUUCUAAUGUAAUUGUGCUCAAUGAAAAAUCAAUUGAAUAUCUUUUUCAAAACAGAUUGUUAGAUCCCAUAUGUAGAUUGAUUUCUCCCACAAACAUUACUGGUUCUAACCAUGUAUUUUAUCAAACACUCAAAGUGUUAAAUCCAGUAAAACAAUCCAAAAAAUCUCAAUAUGAAAAAUUUAAAGUAAUUCCAGGCAUCACUUUAGUCAUUGGAGAAUCAAGAAAACCAGUUGUACCUAUUGAAAUUAAACUUCCAAAUCUCAAAAAAUACUUUUAUGAUUUCUCAUCGACAUUUUUUGAAACUAGCACAAUUAAUAAUAAGAUGCAAAACUUUAAAAAAGUUUUUUCUCAAUCUCUUUAUCAGACCCUUUUUAGCUGUUGUGAUGAUGGAAUUAUAUCUGAUUAUAAAAAUGUAUUCUUUUAUGAGAUUUUAUUUGAACAAUAUAAUGACAAUCAGGUGGCAGGGAUAGCAGAGGGAAAUAUGAUUGCUAAAGUUCCAAUUAAAUAUAAAAUGAUUUCGCUUAAAGAUACAAGUUUGGACAACCUUACACCUUCUACAAUACUAACAGCUUUCAUUUUGAAGCAUUUUCUUCGCCAGUCGCGUCGCAGUGACCGGGAACGGAAAGAGCAUCAAAACAAAUGCUUAACAAUGCUUAAAAAUUUGGCGAUUUCGCCAUCUCUUAACAGAAAAUUUAUAAAAGCAUUUUAUACCAUUCAAAAUCAAUAUGUAACUUUUAUUAAAAACUCAGAAACCGACAAUGCUAGUUUAAGGAUAAAUUCUGCAGAAGGAAUAUUAUUUAAAGCAUUGACAGAUAAAGUUAUUUGUUGCCCGAGCGAUGUUUUUCUCAAAAAUGUCACAACAAUUAUUCAAGGUGACAAGCCUAACUAG